Messenger RNA from Monosiga brevicollis MX1, 1283 nucleotides. RefSeq lists its product as uncharacterized. The transcript is spliced from 10 exons. NCBI's taxonomy places the organism in Eukaryota, Choanoflagellata, Craspedida, Salpingoecidae. The record is from RefSeq and is a predicted model, not a curated record. Gene Ontology annotation, molecular function: (S)-citramalyl-CoA lyase activity. Bases 154 to 1164 code for a protein of 336 amino acids. Gene Ontology annotation, biological process: regulation of cobalamin catabolic process.
CGAGAAAAAGGCGAAAAUCAAACGUCGUGCCACCAGUGGGAAAUCCAGAGAUUGGGUAACCGCCCCCUCCUCCUCUUGCACUGCUGGCUCUCCUGUUGGCUCUGUUGGCACUGCCAACUGGAUCUGUUGGCGCUGUUGGGAGUCAAACGGAGGAUGCAGCGGGUGGCACAGACGGCCAUUGAGGCGGGCAAGGCCUACGCCCGGCUCGCUGGUGGUGAUGCCGCGGCGGGUGGGGAUGGCGCCAUUGGGCUGCUGCGGCGAGCCCUGCUGUACCUUCCGGCACAUGACCAUCGCAAGGUCGUCAAGGCCAGUACCCUAGACGUCGACCUCAUCUGCCUCGACUGCGAAGAUGCUGUUGCCGAAGCCCGCAAACCCGAUGCUCGCCAAGCCAUCCCAGACAUCCUCUCAUCCACCAACUUUGGUCGCUCAGAGGUUGCCGUCCGAAUCAACCCCGUCGAUACUCCCCACGCCUGGCACGACCUCGAGGCCGUGCUGGGCGCCUCAACUCGACCCCACACCAUUGUCGUCCCAAAAGUAGACACCCCGGAACAAAUGGAAUGGUUGUACGACGCCGUCCAAACGCUCAGCCCCGAUAGCAAUACCAAACCUUUGCACCUCAUCACCCAAGUCGAAUCCGCCGUGGGUCUGCAUUUCCUCCACGAUAUCUGUCAGGUGGGCAAGGACCGGGGCUCCGCAGAGGACCGCCGCAUCAUUCAUGAUGGCUUGAUCCUUGGGGGCGACGACUUUGCUGCCAGCAUCCGCGCCCGACGCACCCCGAGCAACCGCGAACUGCUCCUGGCCCGACAACAGACCAUUGUCGCCGCCGCCCGCUUUGGCCUCACCGCCAUUGACAUUGUCAACAUCCACUACAAACAAGGCCUUGAUUUGCUGGAACAAGAAGCCUCCGAAGGCGCGGAAAUGGGCUUUGACGGCAAGCAGGUGAUCCAUCCAGUUCAGGUUCCCAUCGUUCAGGCAGCCUAUCACCCCACCCCACAGCAAAUCGACUACGCCCGUCGCCUGGUCGACGCUUUCAACGCCCAUAGCGACGCAGGCACCGGAGCUUUUGAAUUCGAAGGCACCAUGGUCGACAUGCCCACAGUUCGCCAGCAUCAGCAGGUUUUGUGGAUGGAUAAUCACCUCCAAGCUGCCGCUGCCCAAAAGUAGGCCGCGCAUGUCACCAGCCCAUUGUUCAUAGCGGCGCAAAAGGUCGUCCCCACCAAGAGUUGUGCAAUUGCUAUUCUCUGGUAUUCUUUGCAAUUCAAUUGCAGGCUCACGCAAAAUGG